Molecule: messenger RNA, 1368 nt
Organism: Brugia pahangi
Lineage: Eukaryota; Metazoa; Nematoda; Chromadorea; Rhabditida; Onchocercidae
Source: the annotation of a GenBank genome assembly
AUGAAAGAUGUGCAGUUAAUUACAACAUCCAAUCUUGAUUUGUGGGCAAAUACUGCUUUUCGAAUAUCAAUUAUAAAUGAUCGAGGGGAACGGAACGAUAUUAUUUGUGUACCGCAGCUGAUCGCAUUGAUCGCUUUCCUUUGCGAGGUUGCUGAGCAUCAAAGUCGUUUAUCAUUAUCAGAAUUUCUUCAUUUAAACGGCACAGCCACAUUACCGCAUCAAAUGAUACGUCUGGCAGAAUAUAUUCGAAACUGGGAAUUAUUUAUUGAAGCUGCUGUUAAGCCUGGUAGUUUCAACUGGAAUCGUCGUUUGUUAAUACAUCCAUUACAUACCAAAAGUUACGGUUUCGAAACAUUUAUGGCAUUAAAGUAUCUCGGGAUUGAGCUCAAAAUCUACGAUGAGAAAACAGGGCGUGCGGAAUUAGUAGCAUGGCUUCGCAGAACAUGCAAAAGUGAAGGAGGAGAAGCACAUUGUCCAAUUUUUUUGUGGAAAAAAGCGGAAACAAAAACAUCGGACGUUCAAGAAUUGAACAACCAGAAAUGUCCAAUACUCAUUCUUGCAUCACAUUUUUACAUUCCAAUGUCCACUAAUAUUCUUGAUACACAUAAUAUUUUUUACAUAACAUUUAAGGGUAAAAACCUGAAAGAAGUGCUAGCUUGUCGAUACUCGUGCCACGAUUUGCUACCAUUUCGUUGUCUUCAAAUUCAGAAAAGCUUGCUGAUCACAUUGCCUACAUAUUCUGAUGACAUUGCUGCAUACUGCAUAUCAAAUGCCGAUGACUCAGAUAUGGCGAAAGAUCCUGAUUCACUAGUAACUAUGAUAACAUUUAUGAGAAGUGGCACGGAAACGGAAUCUGUCAGAAUCCUUCACGAGCUAUACGUUCCUCUCUUUCACGGAUUACCUAACAAAACAACUAAUCUUGCUGAUGCGCUGUGUAAAACGGUACCACACAUCGACAAGUUAUUCCAGCCUGAUGGAUUCGGUGAUUUGGGAACAUUAGGACACGAACCAUCCUAUAUUAUUGGGCCACGGUUAACCACAAGUAUACAAAAUAUCGAUCGUCUAGAAGUUAUGCAUACCCCUGGUCCUGAUGAAAUCGAGGUGGUAAAGCGAAUCCCAUCAACUGUUGACAAAAUGUCCAUUCUUGACAUGCCCUUCCUGGUCAUUAUUUGGGACAACAGCAGAAACGUACCUCUAUAUAUUGCACGCAUUGCUGAUCCCGUAGCAAAGACUACAAAUAUGCAUGUUGAUGCUACUGAAGAAUUAGUGCCAUCUGAUUAUUCUGGAAAAUUCUUCUGGAAAUUAUUGAAUCCAAUGCGCUACGCAUUUAGGCUAGGCAAUAAUACAAAGAAUUUGGAUGGACAGUAA